Messenger RNA from Dreissena polymorpha, 565 nucleotides. RefSeq names its product eukaryotic translation initiation factor 1A, X-chromosomal-like. The transcript has 6 exons. NCBI's taxonomy places the organism in Eukaryota, Metazoa, Mollusca, Bivalvia, Myida, Dreissenidae. Gene Ontology annotation, molecular function: RNA binding; translation initiation factor activity. Gene Ontology annotation, biological process: translational initiation. The record is from RefSeq and is a predicted model, not a curated record. Gene Ontology annotation, cellular component: cytoplasm. The coding region runs from base 128 to 565 and encodes 145 amino acids.
UCCGGUUGCCUCUCAUUAAACAAUUUCACAAUAUUUUCAACGUGAUUGACGCAUAAUUUGUUCACAUCUUAUUGUGAGAAGAAAACACAUAAGCUGUUUAUUUUAGAUAAGUCUAAAGGUUUGAAUUAUGCCGAAAAAUAAGGGUGAGUCAGGUUGUAAAAUUAGGCGUAGGGGUAAGAAUGAAAACGAAAAGGAAAAACGAGAGUUUGUAUUCAAAGAAGAUGGACAAGAGUACGCCCAGAUCACCAAAAUGCUUGGUAAUGGAAGGUUCGAAGCAAUGUGCUUUGAUGGACAAAAGUGGCUGUGUCACAUACGGGGAAAAUUGAGGAAAAAUGUGUGGAUUACUGCUGGAGACAUAAUCCUUAUUGGACUGAGAGAUUACCAGGACACGAAAGCCGAUGUGAUAUUGAAAUAUACACCAGAUGAGGCUCGAAAUCUGAAAACAUACGGAGAACUUCCAGAAUCAGCGAGAAUUAAUGAGAAUGUGGAGGAGGGAGACAUGGACGGCGACAUGAUCACAGUCGAUGAUUAUGACGGAUCAGACGAUGACAUUGAUGACAUAUGA